GCGUUGAUAAGCUCCGCUGGAAGCAUGCAAAUCCUCUCGCUGUUCCUCCUCUGUUUAGAAUCGACCCUCGACUCACCGCGUCCCUUCACAAUGACUACAUCAUCGCGUCGGGAGUCCAGCGACGAUUUGGAGGUUGAAAUGACGUCCCGCAAGGAGAAAAGUCUCGGUUUAUUAUGUCAAAGGUUUCUUAUUGCAAUGAACGAGGAGACACGUAUGUCAUCAAGCAGAGAAGUGCAUUUGGAGACAGUGGCACGGAAAAUGAAUGUUGAGAAACGUCGGAUAUACGACAUCGUUAACGUGAUGGAAGCGUUGGAUGCUAUGAGCAAAACUAACAAGUCCUACUACCGAUGGCAUGGACUGGAAGGUUUACCGAAACUCAUGGCCGACCUUCAGAAAGAAGCCAUAGAUGAACAUCUACCAGAGCGAGUCCUCCGCGUUGAACAGGCCAUGUGCUCAUUUACGGAGCUUUCACCCGGCAGCCGAAAGAUUGGCGCCAAAGAGAUCGUUGGUGAGUUCGUAAAAAUAGCGUUCACAUAUGGAACUGGAACAGGUGGUGAAAAACGUACUCGGGUAGAAGGUCGUGAUCGACAAGGCCGAAACUCCCUUGCACAACUCUGCAGACGUUUCCUUAUGGUGCUACUGAGUAAUCCGAAAAACACAAGACGAGUAAGCCUGGAUGUUGCUAGCACUGUACUUAUCAAGGAUCCUGACACGGAAGGAUUUGAACCGCCUAGUCGAAGUCGCUGCCGAAGGCUCUACGAUAUCGCAAAUGUACUGGUCGCGCUGGGUCUCAUCAAAAAAGUUCACUAUCUCUUUGGAACCAAGAAAAUUCCACUGUUCGUGUACUGUGGUCCCGAGCCUGACGAGAACUCCACGUUUGACGUGAACGCAUUGGCGGUAGCAUUUCUAGUAGCCGAAAAAUCCUCGUACGAAACUUUUGAAAAACUCAAGUCGUGCAUUUUGAAAUUGAAUUCGUGUACUUCUAGCCCUUUGUUCCCCGAGAUUCGAAACAUGAGAGUAAGGAAUCUUCCAAAUUUCCCUGGCAAAAAUGGAAGCAAUUUUUUAUCUUACUUGAGGUGGAUUUGCGUGUGA
Molecule: messenger RNA, 1092 nt
Organism: Haemonchus placei
Lineage: Eukaryota; Metazoa; Nematoda; Chromadorea; Rhabditida; Trichostrongylidae
Source: the annotation of a GenBank genome assembly